Messenger RNA from Striga asiatica, 1553 nucleotides. The record is from the annotation of a GenBank genome assembly. NCBI's taxonomy places the organism in Eukaryota, Viridiplantae, Streptophyta, Magnoliopsida, Lamiales, Orobanchaceae.
AAAAUUCCACGGUUUCGCCAUAUAUAACCCUUCGCCUUUCGAAAUUAAAAAACAUUCAUCAAAUUCGUUUAACCGCGCUUUCGCUUGAACAGCUCUCUACCCGAAAAAUUCCCUCUCUCAGUCGAAAAUGUUUGCAUUCAAAGCUGAAGAGCAGAGCCAGCUGCAGAUCGUGGAAAGAGAAGAGAUCGAAGAUGAAGAAGAACUUUUCGAAGCAAUUGACAAACUGACAGCUCAUGGAAUCAAUGCUGGAGAUGUGAAGAAGCUGCAGGAUGCUGGAAUCUAUACGUGCAAUGGUCUAAUGAUGCACACGAAGAAGAAUCUGACUGGAAUCAAAGGACUGUCCGAGGCAAAAGUUGAUAAGAUCUGUGAAGCUGUAGAAAAGAUAGUGAACUUUGGUUACAUUACUGGAAGUGAUGCUCUGUUGAAAAGGAAAUCAGUCGUUCGCAUCACAACUGGAAGUCAGUCUCUUGAUGAACUCUUAGGGGGUGGGAUAGAAACUUCGGCAAUCACAGAAGCUUUUGGGGAAUUCAGAUCUGGAAAAACACAGCUGGCUCACACGCUCUGUGUUUCCACACAGCUUCCGACUAGCAUGAAAGGAGGCAAUGGAAAAGUUGCUUACAUCGACACAGAGGGGACAUUCCGACCAGAUAGAAUCAUACCCAUUGCUGAAAGAUUUGGAAUGGACCCAGGAGCUGUGCUUGACAAUAUCAUAUAUGCCCGUGCUUACACAUAUGAGCAUCAGUACAAUCUGCUUCUUGGUCUAGCAGCCAAAAUGGCUGAGGAGCCUUUCCGUCUUCUGAUUGUUGAUUCGGUAAUAGCCCUUUUUCGGGUUGACUUCACUGGCAGAGGAGAACUUGCAGAACGUCAGCAAAAAUUGGCUCAGAUGCUCUCGAGGCUGAUGAAGAUUGCCGAAGAAUUCAAUGUGGCUGUCUACAUGACCAACCAGGUUAUUGCUGAUCCUGGAGGAGGUGUCUUCAUUUCUGAUCCUAAGAAGCCAGCUGGCGGCCACGUCUUGGCCCAUGCAGCCACCAUAAGGCUCAUGUUCAGGAAAGGCAAAGGCGAGCAACGUGUCUGCAAGGUGUUUGAUGCCCCCAACCUUCCAGAAGCCGAAGAGUAAGUUUUCCAGAUAACUUCAGGUGGAAUUGCGGAUGCAAAGGAUUGAAUCGACUGUUUCUGUCUCUUUAAGCUUUAGUUACAGGAAAAUUGCAAUUGUUAUUAUCUAGUUUGCUUGAUUGCUACUUCGGAGUGUGAAGCUUUAUACCAGAACUAAAUUGCUCUCACGUUAUUGCUGGGGAAAGUGUUAUGAUGCUACUUAAUUGGUUAUGGAUUGAAAUGCAAGUGUUUUAAUUACUAUCUCAUUUGUGCUCUAUUGCUCCUAGCAGAUUGAAAUAUAUACCAACUGGCUGCAGGUUUUACUUAAACAUCAAUAUGAUAGUUAUUAAGGGAAGCCGUUAUUUCUACUUUCUAGGCAGUUUUAAGUCAGUCGAUGUGCAUGAAACUUGAGAGGUACGGAAUCUCUUAAGUUGUGAUUGUUGUUAAAUAUUUCUAAAUCU